GUAUUUUAGGUACUUGUGAUUUGUGAUAUUUUGUGCACUUUCAUCUGCGUUACAUAUUUCUACGUCAUUACGAAUCUAAUAAAUAAUUAUGUCAGAAAAUUCUGAAAUUUUCACGGCACGUAUGCGAAAAGCCACCAGAAAAAUACAUUCAGUAAGCGAUGCUUUGGUUAACGCUAAGUUUGCUAUCUCACUUAGAGAUGAAGCCGUUUGGGGUGGUGGACUGUUUGUAUUUUACCACAUUUUCUCUUAUCUUGAAGAAGUAAAUAAAAGAAUAAACCUUGAAAACUACGACAAAUUAUUCGUAAAUAAAAUCUUAUACAGGAAACAUGCUUUUGAGGAAGAUCUUUAUCAUUAUUUAGGUGAAAACUGGAGCUCCCUUCCAAAGUCAAUGGCGCUUGAGAAUUACUUGGAGCACCUCCAUAAUCUAGAACACGAGAACCCUCAGCUACUGAUGGCUUACGUGUAUCAUCUGUACUUGGGCUUGCUGAGUGGGGGACAGAUUCUUGCUAAGAAGAGACAAAUGUUUGGAAAUAAAAAUCAAGACACUUACAUUGACAAGGUAACAGAUUUUAGUGGUGUGGAUAUAAGUAAAAUAAAAACUGAGUUUAAAAAUGCCAUGAAUGAAAUUGCUGAGCAAAUGUCAGAGGAAGAAAAACAAGCAUUCAUAGAGGAGAGUAAUCAGGUGUUCCUAAUGAAUAACUUGAUUGUGAAUUCUGUUGGCGGACAGAACAGAGUUCUCUAUAGCAUUCUGUACAAAACAUCCGCAGUAGUUCUUCUUAUUGUAGCAGCAGGGUUAGCUUAUAAAAUGAACAAAUAAAUUAAAGUUACUAAAGAACGCACAUAUUCCUUAUUUAUUAUUGUGAUAGUUUUGAGUUACUACAUAAUUUAGCAUAAGUUUCAAGCAUAUUUAUUAUUGUAAGAAAGUUUUGUUACAUCU
This is a messenger RNA of Aricia agestis (brown argus), 937 nucleotides long. RefSeq names its product heme oxygenase 1 (gene Ho). NCBI's taxonomy places the organism in Eukaryota, Metazoa, Arthropoda, Insecta, Lepidoptera, Lycaenidae. Gene Ontology annotation, biological process: heme oxidation. The transcript has 4 exons. Bases 89 to 817 code for a protein of 242 amino acids. The record is from RefSeq and is a predicted model, not a curated record. Gene Ontology annotation, molecular function: heme oxygenase (decyclizing) activity.